Salvia splendens (bonfire salvia) is the source of this 1310-nucleotide messenger RNA. RefSeq names its product COBW domain-containing protein 1. The record is from RefSeq and is a predicted model, not a curated record. Bases 84 to 1235 code for a protein of 383 amino acids. The transcript is spliced from 9 exons. Gene Ontology annotation, cellular component: cytoplasm. NCBI's taxonomy places the organism in Eukaryota, Viridiplantae, Streptophyta, Magnoliopsida, Lamiales, Lamiaceae.
AUAUGAAAUUCAACUCUCCUCUGGUAUACUAAUCACACUUUCAGCUGGAAAAACCUCAUAGGAGAGACCCGACCGAAGCGAAAAUGGAACCCUACGACGACGAAGAACCGCCGAUGGCCAUCGCAAUCGACGACGUCGUUGAAGAUAAGACGCCGCUGCCUUCAGUCGUCGAGCAGCGUGAUAAUCUACAGCCAGAUCUUCCAGAAGCUCAACCGGUUGGCGUCACCGUCAUCACAGGAUAUCUCGGUGCAGGGAAAUCGACGUUGGUGAGUUCUAUAUUGAAUGGACAACAUGGGAAGAAAAUAGCUGUAAUAUUGAAUGAGUUUGGGGAAGAGAUAGGAGUGGAGAGAGCAAUGAUUAAUGAAGGAGAAGGUGGAGCAUUAGUGGAGGAGUGGGUUGAACUUGCGAAUGGAUGCAUAUGUUGUACUGUUAAGCACAGCUUGGUUCAGGCACUGGAGCAACUUAUAGAGAGGAAAGAAAGGCUUGAUCAUAUACUACUUGAGACUACAGGGCUGGCAAACCCUGCACCUCUGGCAUCUGUGCUCUGGUUGGAUGAUCAAUUGGAGUCAGAUGUCAGGCUCGAUUCGAUUAUCACUGUUGUAGAUGCUAAAAACCUCCGUUAUCAGCUUGAAGCAAAUCACGAUUCAUCGUCAUUUCCUGAAGCUUACAAUCAAAUAGCAUUUGCGGAUGUUGUGAUCCUUAAUAAGGUUGAUCUAGUUUCUUCUGAUGAUUCCGGAGUAGCUCUUGAAGAUCUUGAAAAAGACAUUCAUAACAUUAAUUCCCUUGCUACUAUUAUCCGUUCUGUUCGCUGCCAAGUUGACUUGUCCAUGAUACUGGACCGCCGAGCAUAUGACGCUACACAUGCCACUCAUUUGGAAGCACUAUUGAGAGAGAAUCGAAAUCUAUCUACAAGUGAUCUUCAUGACAGUGGUGUUAGAACCUUGUGCAUUUCUGAGCCAAAGGAACUACAUCUAGAGAAGGCCAAGGUGUGGAUUGAGGAGCUCCUUUGGGACAAAAAAUACGGAAUGGACGUUUAUCGAUGCAAAGGGGUUUUGAAUAUUGCAAAUUCAGAUCAGCUGCAUACCCUACAGGCUGUGAGGGAAGUAUAUGAGAUUGUUCCAACUCGAAACUGGAGAAAUGAAGAUGACAGAGUGAACAAAAUUGUUUUUAUAGGUCGAUCUUUAAAUGAAGAGAUUCUAGUUAAUACCAUCAAAGCUGCACUCUGUAAUCCGUAGUGCCCAUCUUUCUUGUAACAAGAUUAAUUAUAUUUCCCAUUUCCAAUUUGAGUUUUUGGUAUUACAUCACAGACA